This is a messenger RNA of Drosophila subpulchrella, 684 nucleotides long. RefSeq lists its product as uncharacterized. Lineage: Eukaryota; Metazoa; Arthropoda; Insecta; Diptera; Drosophilidae. The record is from RefSeq and is a predicted model, not a curated record. The coding region runs from base 75 to 560 and encodes 161 amino acids. The transcript has 2 exons.
UCUAUAAUCAUAGAGUUUUCUUUCCUGUCCAUUAAUAAAUCAAAACCUAUCUAAACAUUUCUGGCUAAGUAAACAUGGAGUUUACUAAAACUUCCAGCGUUGAGGAAACCGAAAACACUGAGAACAGCGGUCAUGCAAAGAACUUGCACGAAAACGUGUCCAAAUUCUAUGCUACCAUAGGAACUAUUUCGAGAAACAUUCGCAAGGACGACUGGUCAUACUUACAACGCCAUCCAGAGAUAAGAGCCAUAAUUCGAGUCAUUACAACCGAGGCGAUCAAGGCUAAGCCAUCGAAUAUUUAUGAUUUCACGGCUAAUUUAUUCACUCCCGAUAGAGACGAGGAGAUGGUAGAAAAGAUAAACACGCAACUUAAGUGGCUCAAUGAGCAGUUGAGAGGAGGUACCUGGAAUCCGGCAGAUGGAGAUAUUCCGUUUUCUGAAACUAGCGAGACGUCUUCAGAAAAUAACUGUCCUACCGAUUUAAAUACUGCUGAGAAACUAGAUGUAGCCGAAAGACUGGUGUGUCCUGAAAAUUACAAGCCUAAUUGCAAGAAAUGUUGAGGAAAACGAAGUUUUUGUUGGGAGUAUUUCAAAAUAUUUUGUGGUGUUUUGGUAGUAAAAAUGGUACACAGCUUCGAUGUCCAAAAAAUUAAAUCUUAACUAAAAAAAAGUUUCCACAUUCAAA